This is a messenger RNA of Penicillium coprophilum, 2118 nucleotides long. RefSeq names its product putative topoisomerase family protein TRF4. Bases 1 to 2118 code for a protein of 705 amino acids. The transcript is spliced from 4 exons. Gene Ontology annotation, cellular component: TRAMP complex; nucleolus. Gene Ontology annotation, biological process: RNA 3'-end processing. Gene Ontology annotation, molecular function: poly(A) RNA polymerase activity; mRNA binding. The record is from RefSeq and is a predicted model, not a curated record. Lineage: Eukaryota; Fungi; Ascomycota; Eurotiomycetes; Eurotiales; Aspergillaceae.
AUGCCUCCAAUGCCUCCAUUUGCUCCAUUCCAGUUCAGAGGAAAUUCUAACUAUCGUGGCUCACGCCCUAAUCCGCGACACGAGUUCACUUUCCGGUACCAGAAACCUGCCACUUCAGACCGACCCUUAUUAUCCUCGAAGAGAGAAAGCACGCCCGAACGACUCCAGGGCGAGAAUGAGACCAAGCCUGCACUCAGAUUUGCGGAACUUUCUACUUUGAGCGACAGUGAAGAAGCAGAAAUGGACAUGUCUGAUGACUCCGACACAGAGCGACCGCGCAAGAGACGUGCAGUAGGUUCUGAUGGGCCCCAAGAAGCUGCUCCAGCUCCUCCAGUUCCUAAAUGGUCGAACCCUGAUCCGUACACUGCGCUACCUCCCCCAGCUGAAACUACAAACAAAAGGGUGGAUGUUGUCAAGCUGAUUCGCAAGGCGAGACUUGACAUAGCUGCAAAGACGGACGAAACAGACGCAGUCAAACAGAACUCAGACUUUAUUUCUCUUGGCAUGGAACCUGAACCAGAAGUUCCUCAGAGCAACGCUCCCGAUAACGCUCCCAGAGGGCCAAAGGCCCAGGAAGGUCUAGAUUCCGCCAUUGCGAGUCGAAAGCGAACCCACGACAGUGAGAUCAAAGGGUACUCCCGAAAGACUGGAAAGCCUGCCAGCAGAUUCAACUCUGAUGGUUCUGUUAUCGAUCAAUGGAAACCACUCACCCCAGAGAGAGGCACGCCUUGGUUUGAGGGCACCCCAGCUUCCUUGCACGUGGGAACCCAGCUGCAUAAUGAGAUUCUCAGCUUCUAUCACUGGGCCAAGCCACAGGAAUUUGAACAUAUCGUCCGUGCAGAUCUUGUCAAUCGAUUGGAGACCGCAUUCCAACAACGAUACCAUAACGUUUCAAUCCGGGCCUUUGGUUCUUUUGCCUCGGGUCUUUAUCUCCCCACUGCUGAUAUUGAUUUGGUGCUGCUUUCUCACACAUUUUUGCGCACGGGAGUUCGAACAUUUGGAGAGAGGAAGGGUCAGAUCUACGCGUUUUCGGCUUUCCUCAAGAGCACAAAUCUCGCUGUUCCCAACUCGAUCGAAUGCAUUGCCUCCGCCCGAGUUCCGAUUCUCAAAUACGUGGACAAGCUGACUGGAUUGCGAGUGGAUUUGUCCUUUGACAAUGACAGUGGCUUGGUCGCCAAUGAGACAUUCCAGAAAUGGAAAACUCAGUAUCCUAUGAUGCCGGUUAUCCUGGCCGUGAUUAAGCAGUUCUUGUUGAUACGUGGCCUCAACGAAGUCCCAACCGGUGGAAUCGGAGGUUUCUCCAUCACUUGUUUGGUCACGAGUCUUCUCCAGCAUCUCCCCCAAGGCCACAUGCAGCCAAAUCUCGCAACAAUCUUGCUGGACUUUUUCAAUUUCUAUGGGAAGGAAUUCUGCUAUGAUAGGCUGGCAGUCCGCAUGGAUCCUCCGGGCUAUUUCAACAAGGGCUAUUAUUUUGGCAAUCCGGAUCGUCUCACCAUCGAAGAUCCCAAUAACCGUGACAACGAUAUCUCAGGCGGCACAAAGGAAAUUGGGUUGAUCUUCCGAGCCUUUUCUAAUGCCCACACUGCCCUGAGGAAUCGCAUGGAAUAUCUUGCACUUGUCCAAGGACCGAACAAGAGCAUUCUCGAACCCAUUAUUGCGGCGAACUUUGAUGAAUAUAUCGAACAACGCUUUCAGCUCCGCCAGGUGCUUCACCUCCGCCUCCGCCGCCGGGAUCCCCCCCCUGCUAACGAAGCCUCGCCUCCUCCUCCUCCCCCUCCUGCGGACGGAACCCGCUCUCCCAUGCCAACGGCCGCAGCUCGCAAGCCUGCCACAAAGCCUAAAGGAAAGUUGAAGGGCACAAAAUCGGAGCCAGAAGAUAUCUCUUCUGAUGAAGCGCCCGAAUCUGAACCAAAGUCUGCCAAGGCUCGCAAGGGUGAGACAAGACGUCAGUUGUGUCAAGAACGUGCUGCCAGGCUCAAACGCCUGAGGCCUGACCUCACCAAACUUCCCAACACCCUCAGCCUCCGCCAAGCUCGCCGCCAUGCAGGUUACGAGACCGAUGAGCAGAUGAAUGCGGACUUGGACCGAAGAGAGCAGGAACUUCUCGCCUCGGCAUAA